GCAGUCGAAGGAACUGUCAGCACACGAAAAUAAUGGCGCAAGGUAGCAGUUCGGUUGAAGAGCCCGAUAGUCUUGGUCUUCAUGCAGUUGUUCCACUCCCAACUUGUCCUCAUCUUACACAGACUAACGACUUGCCUGAAUCUGGAAUUGAUGCGAACUCAGUCUGUGAAACAUGUCAAAGCCCAUCCGAGGUCUGGGUAUGUCUGACAUGCUACAAGGCACAUUGUGGACGAUAUGUGCACGGACAUGCACUCAUACACCAUCUUGCUGAACAGUCACAUGCCAUGGCCCUUUCGCUUAGCGACCUCACCGUUUGGUGCUACCCUUGUGAAGCCUAUGUGCAUAAUGAGAGACUCAUUCCAGCCAAAUCCUCUGCUCAUAUGAGCAAAUUUGGCGAAGCCAUGCCUCACUAGGAUCAUCUUCAUUGCUGUAAAUUUCAUCUGCUUGUACGAUGUAUUUAUAUUUGACUUGACAUUCGUAACUGUCACUUAUCAAUCGCCUUCUCAAUCAAAUAAAU
Messenger RNA from Cylicocyclus nassatus, 517 nucleotides. The record is from the annotation of a GenBank genome assembly. NCBI's taxonomy places the organism in Eukaryota, Metazoa, Nematoda, Chromadorea, Rhabditida, Strongylidae.